Scutellospora calospora is the source of this 2013-nucleotide messenger RNA. NCBI's taxonomy places the organism in Eukaryota, Fungi, Glomeromycota, Glomeromycetes, Diversisporales, Gigasporaceae. The record is from the annotation of a GenBank genome assembly.
AUGUCAAUCGUAAAAAAUCGUCCUCAGGCAGGAGAAUAUAUUAAAUCUGUUAAGGGUGUAUCGUUUGCUUAUCCGACUGGUUCUAAUACCUUUCAGAAAGGAACUCUUGGAGAUACAGAUAGUUAUGUAACAGGAAAUUUAAUUUUUAAUUAUGGAAAACCUCAACAAAUUAGGAGUGUUUGCAUUAACCUUAAAGGUGCCGAAAAAACAACAUGGUAUAAAGCUCAAGCUAGGUCAAAAGCUGUUUAUGCAGGAGAACAUACUGUUGUCGAUCUUUUAGAAGAAGUUUGGAGAUCUGAUCAUUCAGAUGCUGGUGUUAUGAAUUUAGAUAUUCCAUUCAAGAUUAAACUUCCUAAUAAUUUACCUGAUACUAUUAAUACUGAAAUUGGUUCAGUUGAAUAUAUUAUUCGUGCUAUUAUUAAUCGUAAAGGAAGUUUAGUAUCAAAUACAGUUCAAGUAGCAGAAAUUAAAUGUCCAUUAAAAAGAACAUUGGUUUUAAGUAAUACUGAUAACGUUCCUUCUAAAUUACGUGGUGAAGCCAGAUGUGGUAUUGAUUAUCUUUUUAGUUUACCACCAAAGAAAAAUUUUAAUCCUGGAGCUUAUGUUUCUAUUCCAAUGAGAAUUCGUUUCUUAAAACCAGGUGUUAGUGUUGAAAGAAUUGAGAUUAAUUUAAAAACUUGUAUGGAUUUUAGAUGUAGUCUUCCAAGUGAAACACGUCAUAUUAAAGAAAAAGCUACUUCUUUAUUAAUUCCACGUCAAGAACUUAAAUAUUCUAAUCCAUCAUCUUCUGAUCAAUUUGAAGGUGAAUGUUUACACACUAUAAAUUUAUUUAUUCCACGUACUGUUCAACCAACAUAUUCCGGUCGUUAUAUCAGCAUUAACCAUCAACUUUGUAUAAAAUUUUGUUUAUGGGGAGCUGAUAAUGAUUUUGUAUUAGAAGAAAGUGUAAGGGUUACAAAUAUUUUUGAUCAACAAACAUCUAAUGGUCAAUCAUCAUCUCAUUCUAAUAUGUCACCAACUUAUCAACGAAGUAAAUCAGAUGAUGAUAUUGAUGUUAAAGAAAUUUAUUCUGAUGCUUAUGUUUCAGAAGAAUAUGAUCAUAGUAUAAAUGGUGGAAAUGGUGUAAAUGGUGGUGGAAUCGGAACUGCAUUAUACUUAAAUCCUAGUGAUCAAGUUGAAAAAGGUUCGGUUCUUUCAGAGCAUUCGAAUCCUUCUAGUCAUUCUAGUCAUCCAUCUCAAAACUCUCUUAAAAUCAUUACAGACAUGGAAUCUCAACAAGCAUACCAUAAAAUGCCACCUAAUUCAACAAAUGAAGAAUUAGUACAUACUAAAGUUCCUUAUCACUUACAAUCAAAAAGUGAAGAGUUUGUACAUUAUCACACGCAAUCAAAAAAUGAAGAGUUUGUGCAUUCUAAAGUUCCUUAUCAAGCGCAAUCAAAUGACGAAUUAUCUAAAGUAUAUAGGUCAGCAACUAAUGAUAUAAUUCAUAAUUAUAAUGAUGAAUUAUAUGAACAACAACAUUAUUCCUAUGGUUAUGGUGAUGAAGAUGAUAUGAAUUCUUCAUUAAGUAAUGAAUUAUUACUACAACAACAAAUGCAACGUUUAGCAUUAGCUCAUCAUCAACAACAACAACAAAUUUUCUAUAGUCAACAAAAUCCCAUAUAUGUAGCACCAAAUUCACCACCAGUACGUCUUAAUCCUCUUCCAGCAUUACCUAACAUGAAAAAAUCAGGAGUGAUUUUAUCACCUAGUCCUCGUAUGGCGACCGGGAAUAUGGCCAUGAAUCUUAAUGGAUCUUAUAAAUUUCCACCACCUUAUGCAGCACCACCAUAUGCACCUCCUUACGCACCAUCUGAACGUGGUCGACCUGUUAACUAUAAUAUUGAUGAAAGACAAAUGAAAUCACAACAACAAGCGCAUUUGAUGGUCGAUAAACAGAAUCCUAGAAGACAACGAUCUCCCACGAGACAAGUUACAUCACCUACUUAUGAACUCGAUGAUCGUUUUCAUUAA